Molecule: messenger RNA, 1365 nt
Organism: Eutrema salsugineum
Lineage: Eukaryota; Viridiplantae; Streptophyta; Magnoliopsida; Brassicales; Brassicaceae
Exons: 2
Coding region: 1-1365 (454 amino acids)
Source: RefSeq, a predicted model, not a curated record
AUGGAGCCAUUUCACUUUGACUACUGGAUGAUCUCCUUAGUGAGAUGGGCACCGGUGGUGGAUCCAUCAUAUCCAUCUGCGAUCACUUUCUGGGUUUGUGUCAUUGGAGUACCACUCCACUUCUGGGCUGAUCCAACCUUUCGAAGUAUCAGGAAGGCUUUGGGGAAGGUCGAAGCGGUGAAUCUCGAUGAGGGCAAGGUUCAAGUAAUCAUAGAUGGGCUUAAGCCUCUCUGUUUUGAAACGAGUGUGGAAUUCCAUGGAGGAGAAGAAACAACAGUGUAUCUACGGUAUGAAAGGCUCUUUGGUUACUGUCGCACCUGUUACAGUCUCUGUCAUGAGCAACAAAAGUGUCCAUCUCGGCAAGUUGAUACUGAUCGGAACAGAAAGGAGGAGCUACCGGAGGAUCCAAAAAAUGGGAAAGGAGCAAUCUCCUACAAAAAUGCAGUUGCUCAUGGAAGUUUUAAAGAACCAGUAAAGUAUGGAGGAUCAAGCUCCUCAAGCAAUGGGUAUUACAAAAAUAAAAAACAUGGGCACGAGAACAGGGAAGGAUAUGAAGAGGGUCGCUAUCUCAGGGGUAAGGGAGAAUGGAAAUAUGGCGAAGGAGCUCUGAAGCAGAGCAGACCUGUAAGCUAUGUGCAUCCUCAUGAGCUCCAAUCACGAGGCGGUACAAAUCUAACUAUCGCUACAAAGGGGAAUUCUGUCACUGAAGAUGCAGAGGCUACACUAGUGGGAAUGAAUGAGGAUCCAAAAUUGGGUAGUAAGGUAAGGAAAAACUUGGAUUUUGAGAAUGGUGAAGUUGCUAACAAUGCGAAUCAGAGUGCAGAUUCAGAGGCGGGCAAGGUUCUGAUGGAUGCAGCAGAAAAUGGGCAAGGGUUAGAAGCCAAUGAAGAAUCGGUCCAUGACUGGGAAAAGCUGCUAGCAAACGAUGAUACUUUAAUGGAUUUUGAGAUUGAUGGUGCUGUUGCAGGAAACUUUGAAGAUAAUACUAUCGAGCAGGAACAUCAGAUGCAACUUACCUCAGAGGCGGUGAAAGAGCUCUUAGAGCAGGAAGAUGGUGAGCUGCUCACAACUGGAGAGGAAAGUAACACGGAAGUGGAGGAAACCGCCAUCGGUGAAAUAGGUACAAAAGAAAAAGAUGAAAAUAUGGAGACACAAAUGGUCUUGACAGGAGAAAACGAAGGUAACAAGCAAGGUACGAAGAAGAAGGUUGCAAAAAGUAACACCACAAUAAUUGGAGGGAACACCAAGAAGAGGAUGGUUCAAGCAUUGAUCUCUCCACGCAAAAGACAAUCUGUCAAGGGUCCAUCAAACCCGAAGCUGGGACAGAAAGGCACCAAAUCUCGAGUGAUUGAUGAGGAUACUUAG